AAAGGGAUUGUGGGAAAUAUAACUACCGCGACGUUUGGUAAUGACAUCAUCUGUACGCGACAGAACAAAAGAGGGAGGCUCAAGUUUAUUUGAAGAGAUUUCCAAAAAAUGCUUGCUCACUGAGUCAAGUGUGACUGAAGAGCGCUGUGAUGGCCACACAGAGAGUACUUCCACAAAGCAAAGAAACUCUUCUGCAGAACUACAAUAAAAGACUUAAAGAUGACAUCAGGUCAAUUCUAGACAAUUUCACUGAAAUAAUCAAAACAGCAAAGGUGGAAGAUGAGACUCAGGUUUCCAGGGCGACGCAAGCUGAGCAGGAUCACUAUGAAAUGCACGUGCGAGCUGCCAACAUUGUACGUGCAGGAGAGUCUCUCAUGAAGCUUGUUUCAGACCUGAAGCAGUUCCUCAUCCUGAAUGACUUCCCCUCUGUCAACGAGGCCAUCAGUCUCCGCAACCAGCAGCUACGCACGCUGCAGGAAGAGUGCGACAAGAAGCUCAUCUCCCUGCGUGAUGAGAUUGCCAUCGACCUGUAUGAGCUCGAGGAAGAGUAUUACUCCUCCAGGUACAAAUAGAGCAGUGAUCCCAAACGUGUGCAGUUACCUCUGCCUCCCCUUGCUUACCAACACCAUAAAUGUGAUGCAAAUGUUCAUCAUAAGAACAUAACACAUGGUGAUUUAUGGAGCUAAGGGUAUUUUUAACUUGCACAACCAAUUAUAGGCUCUGACUGGUUUUCAUUUUACUAAAAUAUCAUGUGCUAACCAUGUUGGUUUGCUAUUUGUUUGAAUUAAACCAUGCCAUUUUGGUCCUUCAUGCACAGUCAUAUCAUACCAUUGUGCCUUAAUAAGAGUUCAUUCUUGCAGGUAAGAAAAUAACUAAUGAAAGAGUACAUUCUCCUUUAACCCAGUUCAGUCACGUAGUAAGUCAUUUUAGAAACUGUAUGGCCUUUGUGCUUUAUUCAGCUUGUCAUAAUUAUAAAAAGCCAGACAUAUCUUUUUCUGCUAUGCUUCUUAUAUAGCAAACAUAUAGCAAAAUCCAUAUAUCCAUCCAUAUUGUCAUAUCCAUUCAUAUUGUAGUCACACCAAAGACAUUAUCAAGCACUUUCAGUAUAACUGAUUUUGCACAAGAAAACCCAUCUGUUAUACAGAAGUGCAUGUAAAUAUAUCCCCUCCAGGUGCCUUAAAUGAUUAUGUUUUAGAAGAUUUUUAUUGCAAUCAGGAUGUGUAUUUAGUCUUUUUAGUGGUGCUGUUUGGGUUUAAUUUUUAUAGAGAUUAGUAUUAUAUUCAGAGAUUUUAAAUCAAUUCACGCUGUCUUUGAAGCACACCAGUAUAAACAUUAAUAGUUAUAUGAGAAGAGACAUUUUGGAAAUAAUUCUGGAAAUAAUUUUCUACAUUUUUUAAGAAAAAUGUACAUGUGAACCUAAAUUUGAUAUUGGACUGAGCACAUUAAUUUUGAUGGCUGUACUCAAUGAUGAGCUGCAAAAUUCAGAGCACUUUAGAAUUUGAAGAAAAAAAAAUGUAGGGUGCUGUAUGUAUUGUAAAAAUUACUUUAAAGAAUCAUAUAAAUUAGCUUAGUGGAAGAAAAUCAUUAAAGAAACAGAAAAUCAAAUCAAGAAACAGAUUUUUUUGGGGAGAUGUUCACUAUAUAUGCAGUGAUUUUAUUCUCUCUCUCUCUCUCUGUUAAACUAAUCAAAGUUUUUGUAAACUGGGAUAAUAUUUACCUUUCAGUGGCAUAUGUGUCAUGUUCAAAAUGUUAUAUUUAUCAUUUAUGGAGUGUGUGAAAUUGCACUACACUGUGUUUCUUUGUGGUGACAUUUUAAAUCGAAACAGUGUUGGUCACAUUAGUACCUGUUCAGAAUGUAUCAGAAUAUUUGUCAGUUUUUUCACAAACCAACUGGUCAUUUCAAAUUUCAUAAAUAAACCAGAGAUAAAAUAGAGCA
Molecule: messenger RNA, 1936 nt
Organism: Cyprinus carpio (common carp)
Lineage: Eukaryota; Metazoa; Chordata; Actinopteri; Cypriniformes; Cyprinidae
Product: mediator of RNA polymerase II transcription subunit 22
Exons: 4
Coding region: 150-572 (140 amino acids)
Biological process (GO): regulation of transcription by RNA polymerase II
Cellular component (GO): mediator complex
Molecular function (GO): transcription coregulator activity
Source: RefSeq, a predicted model, not a curated record